AAAAGACUUUGUCUGCGAAACUCAUGUAUUUGUCAAGAGUUUGAUAUUAUCUGAGAUGAAAAUCGCACCAAAAUUGUUGAGUGUUUUUAACAGUGGACUUAUCAGCGAGUAUAUCGAUUUCCGAUACCUCAAUACCAGUGAUGACCACAACCCCAAAACAGUGGCACUGUUAGCCCAAAAGUUGGCUAAAUUUCAUUCACUGAAUAUUCCGAUACCAAAGACAGUACUAAAGAAGCCACAAUCAUUACUCGAGGGAAAGGUUCGACAAGAGAUUGUCGCCAAGAAUUUGACCACAUUUUUGACACUCAAUCUGUUGGAUGAGAUGCCAUGGAUUGGGGAACGGGUGCUGAGAGUGAAGAGUCCGGUAGUCUUUUCUCACAAUGACUUCAACCGAACAAAUAUAUUAAUUCGUGAAUCAAAUGAUAAUAAAUCACAGAAUUUGGAGAUAUUUUUCAUAGACUUUGACUACAGUAACUAUAACUAUAGAGGUUAUGAUCUGGGUAAAUACUUUAGUACGUGGGCCCAAGAGAUACCUGAGUAUUGUGCUGGUCCUAAUGUCCAGUUCCCUACUGACACACAAAUGUCUGUCUUUAUUGAGGCAUAUAUUGAGGAAAUGGUUAACAUUUACGGCAAUUCUUAUGUUAACAAUGAAAUCAAUUCAAUCGAUAGCAUAAUACGUGAAGCGAAAUCAAAGGCAGAGAUAGGGUUCAACUGUUAUCGUAAACUCAAGAAUCGUGUUCUACAAGAAUAUCCUCAUCUAAAC
Oppiella nova is the source of this 763-nucleotide messenger RNA. Lineage: Eukaryota; Metazoa; Arthropoda; Arachnida; Sarcoptiformes; Oppiidae. The record is from the annotation of a GenBank genome assembly.